AUGAUGCAGGGCCUCAUGACCCUCUCUGCUGACAAGGAGGCUCAUAUUGACAACUACGAGAUCCUCCACACCACUGAUGAAUGUAGGUUCGCCAAGGUGAAGUUGGCCUGGCACAUUCUGACUGGGAUGUGGCUGUCAAGGACUCUGGGCUUGAGGUGGGACCAGAUCCAAGACUCAGGAGCAGGCAGGAGGCAUGACAGUGUGAGCUCCGAGGAACCUGAGGCGGGAGGCUGCACCAUCAGUGUGAGGCCCUCCCUUUCUGCCGACCUCAGCAGCCAUGAAGUUGAGCCUUCACCAAGCCCUGAGGUGUCCACACAGAGUGAACCACUCCUCCCUACGUGGCUCUACCAGGAAGAAAGUGAGCAGCUGCAGGAGGACCAGAAGUCAGGGCAGAAGACCAGCAAGACUGCCAAUACCCGACCAGCCUGGAGGCGAGGACCGUUACCCCCAGCCCAGCCCCCAGUGUGGCCCUGUGGCCUCCACCUCUACCAGCAGCACCAGCAGCAGGACUUGAGCCCCAGAGGGAACCUGCUGCCCUCCAGUGUGAAGGCAGAGACUGGGACUUGGUCAAGCUUGGCCCUGGGCCCUCAGUCUGAGGAAAUGGAAAGCAAGGUUGCUUUGCAUACUGCAGGCAUGCCCUGGGUUACGUGGUGCCCGCCCAAGGCCGAGACGCUGGAGGACCUGCAGGCCAGGACCAGUGCAACAGGGUCCCAUGCCAAACCCCAACCCGUACCCACUCUUCACCUGCCGCUACUAGAACCUGGCCACUUGGCGGGUGGUGGCUUUUGGAACUCAAGCCUGCUGGUUCUGAGGCAGGAGACAGAUGGGCCCCAGGCUGAACAGCUGAAGUUUCUUCCCUGUGGACAGAAACUCCAUAACAGCAGGAGCGAGAGAGAAGACUGGGCCCCGCCCAGUUUCUUUAAAUAUUCUAGGCUUCUGUUUAUGAUCAGUUUGGCAUUACAGAUCAUCCACGUGGGAAACAGCUAUCAAAGAGAGAAAUAUAAAGGUAGUAGAGAAGGAAUCAACAGUGCUACAGCUCAGAAGCUCCAGCAGAAAACACUCGAUUGGACCUUGAAUCAUUUUAGGGAGAACGACAGCGCGGAGGGCUGGAGGCCGCAGGGUUCAUUGCCCUACUCGCGGACUUUCCGAGAGCGUGCGCCCCCACGGCCGCGCUGCUGCCGGAACGGCGGCACCUGCGUUCUGGGCAGCUUCUGCGUUUGCCCCGCUCACUUCACCGGCCGCUACUGCGAGCACGACCAGAGGCACAGCGAAUGCGGCGCGCUGGGGCACGGAACCUGGACCUUCCGCGGCUGCCGCCUCUGCAGGUGUGUCUUUGCGGCCCUGCACUGCCUCCCGCUGCAGACACCCGGCCGCUGUGACCUGAAAGACUUUCUCGCCUCACACUCUAAUGGACCAAGAACGCAGCUCACGGGGAAUGUUCUCCUCCUCCUGCCCUGCUUCCUCCUGAAAUCCGUCCUCAGCGAAGGGGGAGGCCGCUGA
Messenger RNA from Lipotes vexillifer (Yangtze River dolphin), 1500 nucleotides. The record is from RefSeq and is a predicted model, not a curated record. Lineage: Eukaryota; Metazoa; Chordata; Mammalia; Artiodactyla; Lipotidae.